Molecule: messenger RNA, 900 nt
Organism: Symbiodinium sp. CCMP2592
Lineage: Eukaryota; Dinophyceae; Suessiales; Symbiodiniaceae
Source: the annotation of a GenBank genome assembly
AUGGUUCGAUUCUUGUCGAAGCUGCCGCCGCUGGGACGGGUCGGGCUCCGAGUCCGCAGUGCGGGCCUGGCGCGGCCGCUCUUGCAGCGGGCAUGCCUGCCAGCUCUCCAGUGCCGAGGGCUGCAGCAUGGCGUGGGGGUCUUGGAGCCGCCGCGCUUCGUGGAGGUUCCCAUCGUGCAGGAGUCGCAGAGCGAGCUCAUGCAAGACAUGCCGGACCUGGUGCUGGGGGGGCAUGCGCAGAACUACAAGCAGGAGAAUCCUUAUCGGGGCGUGCCGCUGGACCAUCCAGUGGACGCUGCUGAGGCCCGCACAGCUGCUGCGAAAGAGGAAGGAUUCCCGGAGCCGCUCUUCGGCCGGCUGCCGAACGGAGUGAAGAUCAUCGCGGUGGAUAGACAGGGCCUCUGCUCUUCCUUGGGCCUCUUCGUCCAAGCAGGAAGCCGCUACGUCUCGGCCGAGGAGGCGUGUCUGCCUCACAUGCUCGAGCUGACGGCGUUCCGGUCUUCGGCGCACUUGACGCAUCUCCGGACGCAGAAGACGCUUGAGCAGCUCGGAGCCGCUGCGUCUUGCCGGGUCGGCCGGGAGGAUGUCCUCUACCAGGUCGAUGUGCUGAGGGAGUAUGUGCCCGUGGCGCUGCCCCUGAUGUUGGCCAACGUACUUUGUCCUCUGGUGCUUCCGGAGGAGGUCGCAGAGACUCAGCAACAUGUUCCGGAGCUGCAGCAGAUGCUGGAGGAGUCCCGGCCAGGCUUCACUCCGAAAGCUACUGUAGCCCGUAGCUGGGCCUUUCCAAGAGAGGAGAAGCCGGAGAGCUUUGUGGUGGAGCUGCUCCAUGCCGGGUUCCCAGUCCCGGCGCCAUUCCUCACCUUCGCAGACCCCACGGAUCCCAAAACCGAGAUGAAAUGA